AUUGGUUACAUAUAACGAGUGAGAUCUCAGCAAGGAGACGCCUCCAAUACAGUAAGCCGAUCAUACUCCUGCAUUGCAAUGUAAAAUGUGGAAUUUCCAUUGAUGCUACUACGUGUUAUCUUAAUGCUAGUACUUGCUCAAUGAAUACAGUUCAUGUGCAACAAAGACAUGGAGUUUUGUUUUGGAAAUUAAGUUUUUUGAUACCGCGAUAAACUAAGCUAAAUGCUGUUUUAGAUAUCUUAGUAAUACAAUAUUUCAUUGAACGAUUUGGUCAAGGUUAAUAUUGGAUGAAAUAAAGAAAUUAUUUCAGUUGCAUGUAGCAAUUACUUUGUAAGAAAAUUUACAAGAAUAAAUAAUAUAAUUAGCUUUAUGGUGGGACUUUAUAUUGGCAAUAACGGAUUCCUUAAUAUUUUAAUGCGAAUAGAUUUAGCAAAUACAUUGAUAUAUUGAUAAGUUUAUACGUUAGCUUCAAACGCCAAAGAUACAUUACUUCGAUGGAAUUAAUCUAUACGAUAGAAUGAACAAAUGAUGUUUUAAAAACGAGAAAUCAGUAGAGAAAAUAGAAAGGUUUUACUGACCUUUGUGGAUAUAUAAAUGCAACGAGUAAUUGUUUCGCUGUUAUGAAAAUGUUGAAAACGUCCUCUUAAGAUUUUAAGCAUUAAAUAAAUAAUGUGCUCAAAAGAAGGAGGAAAUUGUUUUGAGCAUGUUAACAUAUCAUUUAGGAAUUUUGGUUCUUGGAAUAUAACACCAGUAAGUACAAAUUUAACACCAGUGUCAGAUGAUGUGAAUGGCACAUUGAAAGAGAACUACGGACCAUUGUCGGAUGAUUCUGAAAUAGGAUUAAUUAUCCUUUUUACAUUAACGACAUUAUUUUCCAUUAUUGGCAAUGGGUUUGUUAUUCUCGUUUUUGCUCGUGGGCGACGCUCGAGAACGGAUCUACGGCCUUUUUUAAUUAAUCUGGCUAUUUGUGAUUUGAUCAUGGCAAUGUUUUGUAUGCCUUUUACAUUUAUUUACACUAUGAUGGAUACAUGGAUAUUUUCAAAACCGAUGUGUCCCAUUGUCUUAUUCGUUCAGUUGUUGUCUGUCUCAGGUAGUGUGUUCACAAAUAUGGCAAUUGGAAUUGACAGAUUCAUGGCUGUCAUGUUUCCCUUGCGAUCCCGUCUGACCAAAAAGAGAGCCAAAUAUGUGAUAAUUAUAAUAUGGGUCUGUAGUACUGCUCUAUCUUCUGUGCAAUUCAAAGUUGCUCGAGCCAAUGACUAUGGUGGUGGCAUAAUUGCUUGCCAGGAACAAUGGGACAAUAUGAAUGAUAGGAAAAUAUAUACAGUAUUCAUUUUUGUGAUAACCUAUUUAAUUCCAUUGCUUAUACUCUCCAUUACUUAUUCAAUUGUUGGAAUAUUGCUGUGGAAACGGAUAUCCCCUGGAAACCGGGACCAUGCUCGAGAUAUGCAUCAGCUUCGAUCGAAACGUAAGGUGGUGAAGAUGUUGAUAAUCGUAGUUGCGAUGUUUGGGGUUUGUUGGUUUCCUCUUCACCUGUUCAUGCUUCUUCUAGACUUCCAUCCAGAAAUACUCACAUCGGUAUCCAUGGAAACACUUACAACAUUAUUUAUUACUUUUCAUUGGUUGGCUAUGUCAAACAGUUUUGCCAAUCCGAUCAUCUACGGUUUUACAAAUGAAAGUUUUAGGGCGGACCUAGUCACUCUUUUCUACAUGUGGUUUCCCUGCUGCGUUUGCCUUACCCGGAUGUUACCGCGUCAUUCAAGUGGCUCUACCUACGAAACAGUGGUUUUUCGUCGCCAAAGUCUUUACAAACAAGGUGUUAAAAUUAAUGGAACGUACCACACAAGAACUAUUCAUUCACAAAGGGUGAAUAAACCCUACCUCAAUGGUAACAGAAGUAGACUGGACUAUGAAAAUUUAGGUGAAAUUGACAAAGAUAAAAACAGAAAGCUUACAAAUGGAUGCGGACAAAAAGUGAUUAUUGCAAUGGAUAGAGAUUACAUAAAAUUAGAACCUGUUAACAGGUCUUCAAGUAUUGCAUUAAUGUCAGAACAAAGGUCUGAUGACAGCUGAAAAUUAUACGGUAAACGUUUCUUCUUAUUUAUCAAAAGUCGGAUCGGGUUCGGCGGAAUAACUGUGGAUUAAAAACAUAACAUUAUAUCGGAAUUCGCAUUUUGGAAUGACUUGAAAAUUUGUUAUCUGCUCAACAUUCUUUAUCAAAUGCUUGUCUGAAUUUCUCUGAAUCUAACUUAAUGACAAUGUAAUGUGUACUAUAAGUACAGGUCAAGUACUUUAGUUAUGGAUUAGCACUACUUUUCAUGCUUCAAACGAUAACAUUUGAAAUAACAAAGAUUUUAUAUUUUGGAAUGCAUGUGCAUUUAGGAAAAAUUUAAUAUGGUGUAUGCAUUUAUAUAAAAUGCUGCAUUUCGACAGCCUCCUCUGCAAAAGUUUCAUUCAACUUGACGGCAGUAUUCACAGUUUAAUUAACUUAAAAUAACCCAAGAGUGGAAAUAGUAGUUUCUUCCGACUAUUCUUGAUUCUACUUAAGUAUCUUAGUGAGCAUAAAGUAAUACUGGAUUUUGUCAUAGAAUAAACAUGCUACUACCGCCACAGAAAACCUUUGAAAUGAUGAUACUUUAUGAUAUAUAUAUUUUUUAUUUUUUGAAUUUUUUAUUGGGAGGUUUUAGAACAACCCUGUUACAAACUCGAUGAGACAAGCAGUAACUUCCAUUAUGCUCUGGUCAUUCAAUAAAUGGCGCAGACAUUUCUAUAAACUCACAAACACUUGCGCCAUAUUUUACAUACUUUAUUUUCAAAUUUGUUGCAGUGACAUGCUUAUAAUAAGUAUAUGUAACGAUUAAACAAUUAAAGCAUGUCCUUCUACGUGCAAAAAGAAGGUCCGCAACAUAGUUUUAUUAGUGUUCGAAUAUAUUCCUCCCACAUACUCUCACGAAUCUAAUCUCAAUGGUAAACAAAGUCACAGUCUGUUUUUAUUGUUUUAUUAUUAUGCAGCCAGCACGAAUGUCUCAUUUCAAAUUACUUCAGUCAUUAUUUGUAUUAUCUGUGUAAUAUUUUAUGACAAUCAUUCCCACACGUUCUUGAAAGUCAAUCUGUCACAUCACACAAUAAAAGAUCCAUGGCCUCUAAAGAUUUUAUAAAGCAUGCUUCUGUAUCCCUUUUAAGUAGCGCAUUGAACAUAUGUAUUGUAGGUUAUCAGAUGUUUCGUCUCUAAUUAAACUGAUAAAUAUAAUGAAUUUCCCUUCGUAGAAAUGGCGUCCAUUGUUUUGUGUAUUAACAUCAAAUAACCUUUCUAUGUGAAAUGUAUCCAUUUGAAGCCUUAAAAGCAUUUACCAUGAAAGUACUUGCAUUAUUUAUUGAAUGACCGUUAUGAUAUAAAUACCUUGUCUUAUAACGAAGGAAUUUUAUUAUGGUGUACAUAUCAAACGAAGAAUAAAUAUUGCUUUUAUUGUAUUUAUGGCUAUUGGUAAACAAAUGUGAAAGUAUUAUUAUAUAAAUUUUUAAAAUGCUGACGACUGAUACAAAAUACAGUGCUUGAUCAAUA
Molecule: messenger RNA, 3559 nt
Organism: Mercenaria mercenaria
Lineage: Eukaryota; Metazoa; Mollusca; Bivalvia; Venerida; Veneridae
Product: RYamide receptor-like
Exons: 3
Coding region: 670-2070 (466 amino acids)
Biological process (GO): neuropeptide signaling pathway
Cellular component (GO): membrane
Molecular function (GO): neuropeptide Y receptor activity
Source: RefSeq, a predicted model, not a curated record